Rhinichthys klamathensis goyatoka is the source of this 839-nucleotide messenger RNA. RefSeq names its product stromal membrane-associated protein 1-like. Gene Ontology annotation, molecular function: GTPase activator activity; metal ion binding. The transcript is spliced from 6 exons. Gene Ontology annotation, biological process: regulation of clathrin-dependent endocytosis. The record is from RefSeq and is a predicted model, not a curated record. Lineage: Eukaryota; Metazoa; Chordata; Actinopteri; Cypriniformes; Leuciscidae. Bases 204 to 839 code for a protein of 211 amino acids.
GCUUCCGGUCAGUUCCUCCAAUCGGCCAUAUUCCGCCGCUCAGUCUCAACCUCUCAACCCAGUCGCCGCUCUGUUGCCUUCAGCCCAUCAUAGUUUCAUUUCACAGGGGAUGGUCUUCCAUUUAUUACGAUCCAAGUGAACAGAGUGAAUCGGAGGAAAGACCGGUGAUUUUAUCCAGAGACGUUGACAGAAAACGGUCCGAGAUGACGACUCGAUCGGAGAGGGAAAAGGCUCAGAAACUGAACGAGCAGCAUCAGGCCAUUCUGUCCAAAAUGCUGAGAGAGGAUGAUAACAAGUACUGCGCCGACUGCGAAGCCAAAGGACCUCGAUGGGCCUCUUGGAAUCUUGGUGUGUUUAUUUGUAUCCGCUGUGCUGGAAUACACCGGAAUCUCGGAGUGCAUAUAUCACGUGUCAAAUCAGUCAACUUGGACCAAUGGACCCCCGAGCAGAUACAAAGUGUGCAGAGCAUGGGCAACACCAAGGCAAGACAGCUGUAUGAAGCUCAUCUCCCAGAAAACUUCAGACGGCCGCAAACUGACCAAACUGUGGAGUUCUUCAUCAGGGACAAGUACGAGAGGAAGAAGUACUACGAUAAAAACGCUGUCAAUGGAGCCAUUAAGUCCUCUGAUGCUGCUUUGCCCUCAGUAUCGCCUCCUCCUUCGCAAGCAGCUGAGAAAAGUAAACUGGAGAAAGAGAGAGAGAAGAAAAAGGAGGAGAAGAAGAGGGAAAAGGACACCGAUAAAGGGAACAAGCCAGCAGUUUUUGAGAAGGUAAUCAACCUCAUUACUUACCAAAUAGACUGGAGCCAUUACCUUUUUAAUGACAGCUGUGUUUUUUAA